Molecule: messenger RNA, 2896 nt
Organism: Herpailurus yagouaroundi (jaguarundi)
Lineage: Eukaryota; Metazoa; Chordata; Mammalia; Carnivora; Felidae
Product: zinc finger protein 354B
Exons: 4
Coding region: 993-2831 (612 amino acids)
Biological process (GO): regulation of transcription by RNA polymerase II
Cellular component (GO): nucleus
Molecular function (GO): DNA-binding transcription factor activity, RNA polymerase II-specific; RNA polymerase II transcription regulatory region sequence-specific DNA binding
Source: RefSeq, a predicted model, not a curated record
GCCUCGGGAGGAUGCGGCGCCGGGGCGCGGGGCACAGGCCCGGGAGGCGCGAGCGGGCUCUUUGUAGUUGUGGGCGGGCCAGGGGCUGGGCACCCCCGAUGUGCCCGCCUGGCACCGGCCGUCCCGCGGUCGUGCCCGUGACCUCGGCAGGUCGGACACUUGUCCCCACCGGCCCAGGCCCCCUCCGCUCCCUCCCAACCGGUUUCCAGAGUGCUACCUGCCCAGCUACCGGUUGUCAGCAAACGUGAGGAAUUGUGUUUCCGCCCUUCACCGGCGGCACUGCCCUCCAGGCGGCGGGCGCAGAGAUGCGUUUUCCGCCAGAAGUGAGUUGUCCGCUUCCCCCGACGGCAGAUCCUGGACGGGAACCGAGGUUUUCGGUUUCUCUGCCUGUUCUCCAGAUAGCAGCCAUAGGAAAACUGAUGUCAUCCCUUUCCGAAGCGGUUUUCUCCAAAAAUCUGGAGAUUCCUUGACAGGAGGGGGGUUGGGUGGGGAAAGCUUGAGGUGGAGAAAAGUUGUCCCAUGCAGGCAGCGAGGUUGGGGCAGGUGUUCUGGAGGCGCGUGGUAUAGAUCCCGGUGCACCCUCCCUGGCUGGGUGAACUGGGGCAAGGUGCUCCCGCUCUACCCUCGAUUUCCUGAUCUGUAGAAUGGGGGUGCUGACAAUGGCAGCUGUGCUGCUGGACUAAACCGGUGUUGGCAGUCCCUGGCAUGCGGUGAGAUUCAGUGAGUCGCUGCGGCUGCUGAUAAAGUCCUACACCCUUUUUCUCUGAGCCAGAGCGACCCGGCACUUCUCUGGUCCUGUCUGCUCCCAGCUCCUUAUUUCCCUCUCUGGGGGCACAUGGGGUCAUUCUCAGGUGGUGUGAGGAUUUCAGAGUUGGUGAUUCUGAGGGGUUGGAAAGCAGAAGGGGCUUCUCCCUCCUGGCUCCCUUUUUCUUCUUUCAGAUCUGCCUUCUGGAGACACCACCCAUCCUAAGGGAAGAGCCCAGAAAGAAGAUAUGGCUAUUGGACAGAGGGAAGCGAGGCCUCGGGUGUCACUGACCUUCGAGGAUGUGGCUGUGCUCUUUACACGGGAGGAGUGGAGAAAGCUGGGUCCUUCUCAGAGAAACUUGUACCAGGACGUGAUGCUGGAGAACUAUAGUAACCUGGUCUCAUUGGGACUCCUGUUUUCCAAACCAAAAGUGAUCUCCCUGUUGCAGCAAGGAGAAGAUCCCUGGAAGGUAGAGAAAGAAAGUCCUGGAGGCCCCUCUCUAGGAUAUAAGAGCAGUCCUAAAACUACAAAGUCAACUCAAACUCAAGAUUCAUUAUUUCAGGAGCUAAUAAGGAAAAGACUCAAAAGGGAUGAACCCUGGAAUUUCAUAUCAGAAAAAUCCUGUGUAUAUGAAGACAGAUUAAAGAAACAAAAGGACAAAAAUGAAAGUUUACAAAUAAUUUCAAUCACCCAUACAAAACUCCUCACUGUAGAAAGAAGCCAUAAAAAUACUGACUUUGGCCAAAAUUUCAGCUUGAGAUCAGUCUUUGUGAAGCAACAGAGGGUCGCUAGAGAAAAAACACCCUCAAAAUAUGAAAUACAAAGAAAUAGCUUCAAGCAGAAUUCAAAUUUACUUAACCAACCAAAAAUCAAGAUAGCAGAGAAACGCUAUAAAUGUAAUAUAUGUGAAAAAGCCUUCAUUCACAAUUCAUCCCUUCAUAAACAUCAGAAAAACCACACUGGAGAGAAAUUAUUUAAAUGUAAAGAAUGUUUGAAAGCCUUUAGCCAAAGUUCAGCUCUCAUUCAACAUCAAAGAACUCAUACUGGAGAGAAACCCUUUAUCUGUAAAGAAUGUGGGAAAGCUUUCAGCCAUAGUGCGUCCCUUUGUAAACACCUUAGAAUCCAUACUGUGGAGAAAUCCUAUAGAUGUAAAGAAUGUGGUAAAUCCUUCAGCAGGAGAUCUGGCCUUUUUAUACAUCAAAAAAUCCACGCUCGAGAAAAUCCCCAUAAAUACAAUCCAGGUAGGAAGGCAUCCGGCCUUCCUGGAUGUCAGAGAAUUCACCUCAGAAAGAAGUCCUAUUUAUGCAAUGAAUGUGGCAACACCUUCAAGUCUAGUUCAUCCCUUCGUUAUCAUCAGAGGAUUCACACAGGAGAGAAACCUUUUAAGUGUAGUGAAUGCGGGAGAGCCUUCAGUCAGAGCGCAUCUCUUAUUCAGCAUGAAAGAAUUCACACUGGAGAAAAGCCCUAUCGAUGUAAUGAAUGUGGAAAAGGUUUUACUUCGAUUUCCCGACUGAACAGACACCGAAUUAUUCAUACUGGUGAGAAACUGUACAAUUGUAAUGAAUGUGGUAAAGCCUUAAGUUCCCACUCGACGCUGAUCAUCCAUGAAAGAAUUCACACUGGAGAGAAACCGUGUAAAUGUAAAGUGUGUGGGAAAGCCUUCAGGCAGAGUUCAGCCCUCAUUCAACAUCAGAGAAUGCACACUGGAGAAAGACCCUAUAAAUGCAACGAAUGUGGGAAAACAUUCAGGUGUAACUCAUCCCUUAGUAACCACCAGAGAAUUCACACAGGAGAGAAACCAUAUCGAUGUCUGGAAUGUGGGAUAUCUUUUGGCCAAAGUUCAGCUCUUAUUCAACAUCAGAGGAUUCAUACAGGAGAAAAACCCUUUGAGUGUAACACAUGUGGGAAAACUUUCAGACAGAGCUCAUCACUUAUUGCCCAUCAAAGAAUUCAUACUGGAGAGAAACCCUAUGAAUGUAAUACAUGUGGCAAACUUUUCAGCCAGAGGUCAUCCCUUACUAAUCAUUAUAAAAUCCACAUUGAAGAAGAUUCCUUGAAAGUAGAUUUGCAUGUGUGCAAGCCUUAAACCAAAGCUCAUCACAAGAUACAUAUUUGAGAUUGAUUUAAUAAAUGUAAUGAACAUGAGAAAAC